Scatophagus argus is the source of this 8509-nucleotide messenger RNA. Its product is annotated as KIAA1549-like a. The record is from RefSeq and is a predicted model, not a curated record. The transcript has 24 exons. Lineage: Eukaryota; Metazoa; Chordata; Actinopteri; Scatophagidae. Bases 404 to 5056 code for a protein of 1550 amino acids.
UUUAACAGUCUUAACUGUUCCAAAUCAGUGAAGUGCUCCUUUAACCACACCAUGCCAAAUGCACUCGCAGACAAAUCGAAUGUCUUUAUUUUGAAGGCAGCAUAGACUGCUUUCCGGUAUUGUAUCCGUGUGUUGAUGCAGCGACCAGAGGCGAUGGGGAGCGCUUUGCGGUCGCAGUAGGGACAUCAGACUUCACACGGCGCGCGUCCACACAGACUCAGACACGGUGAGACGCGUGAAGGAAAAAUAAAACUCUCUUUGUUUCCUCUUCGAUAUCCACAGCCUCCAGCAGGCUCAUGGAGAGCGGAGCCCUGCUUGUCCGCACAGGGGGCACGUUAAUCGGAUGCCUUUCACCACAGCAGCGCCGUUAGAUGCUUUCCAUUCAGGAUUAAUUGGUUGACCAAUGGCUCCCAAACAUGCGCUCCUCUCCAGCAGCGGCAGCAGUGGCCCCGGGGUUGGAGGGGUAAAUGAUAAAGGAGACCCCUUCUCUUCCUCUCUUACGGCAUGGAUCCUGAAUACAGGGAUGGUGACCGUCGGUUCGCCAAGGAACAGGAAGAGGACGCGGGCGCUGAAUGGGUUGCUGGCCCGGUGUUUUGUGACCAUCGGCGCGGUGCUGAUGCUGAUGAUGCAGAGCUCCUUGGCCGCUGACGCUGAGGGAGGUCACCAUGAGUCAGUUAGACAGGCUGUCUUACCUCUGGACCCUGCAGUGCCCUUCGACCUCUCAGCCACCCAGGGGACUGGAGACAUAGCUGGAGUUAAAGACAAAGAUGUAAUGGAUGGGACUGAUGGUGAUCUUGGAGUUGGACCCAGAGCUUGGCCUAAGGGUAAAGUGUUUGCUGGGGCCAGAACGGCGGUUUGGACUGAAACGGAAGCAGGAGUGCGCGCUGAGGCAGGUGGUAAAGUCUUUGCCGAGACUGGGAUUAUGACGGGAACAGGUGUCUGGGCUGAAGUUGGGGCUGAAUGGAGACCGAGGGCCAUGGAAGGAGGUGACCUGCCAAGCAUGUCCAGGGACCCGGCUUCUUGGCUGGGGCAGCAAGGGAAGCAAAGGCUGCGUGGAGUGGGCCAAAGAGAGGAGGCAUCCUUCUCAUCAGUCCCCACCAUGCUGGCAGACGCAGUGGAGCUGCAGGCACCAGUGUUAGGAAAACCUUUAGGACUACUGUCUAAAGCUGCUUGGACCAGAAGCUUAUCUUCAUCCUCAUCCAAGGUCUCCUCCUCUUCUGCCUCCUCCUCUACAACAAAAGCAUCCACUUUGCCUUCCUCCUCUUCGUCCUCCUCCCCAGCCAGUAACAGAGAGAGUCAGACAACAGCAUCAGAUGUCUCUCUGAUUGUCGUCAACAGCAGCUCCUCCAACAGCAACAGCAGCUCCAGUUUGGAGGAGUCAGUGAGCAGCCUUCCAGCUUGGGAUCUGCCCACUGUCCCAGAAUCGCUCCUGUCCACAGUGGGAGACCACGAUGUCACACUUCCUGCCAACAUCACCAGCCCUUUCUCUACCCACCAAUGGAACACCACCGUGCCCGUGCGCACCAGAAACACCUCACGGCACAUGACCACAUCAACCACCACAAUCAACACAACUCUAUCACCCACCACCACCUCAACUUUACUGUCAUCCACCACGGCAAGAGCACAAACACUAUCAGGAUCCACCACAGUCUCUCACACCACAAACCAGGACACUGUGACCAAUGACAGCCUUCAGCUGACGACAGUAACCAUGACGACACCCUCAACGACCACUACUGUGACUGCUGCUGAGAUGAUGACACAGACGGUGACCACUGAGAGUGGUGUAACAGUGGCACAAAAUACCACUGCUGCUACAACCAUGCAGCAAACAACGAGCCUCAAACUGACAACAGUGGCUGCAACCCAGCCUACCACCACAACUACAACCACGCCUGCCACCACAGCUGUCCCCCCAACUACCACCACCGCCGCCACUACACCUGAAACUACUACAAGUACUACACCUGCUACUACUACAACUGCUGCCACCACCACUACUACUACCAUUACAACCACAACAACGAAGGUACCAACCACCACUAUGUUCAUCCCAAUCCAAGCCACGCUGCCUCCCACCACAACCACAGAAACUCCAUCAAGUACCAGUGCAGAGGAAAGUUCUCUACCAUGCAACGUGACUGAGAAGUACUGGGUCAGAACAGUUCUGUCCAUUGAGCAGCGUAGGAACUGCCUGGAUCUGAUCCUGAAACAGAACCUCUCUAAAGGACUGAGCCACGCCCUGCAGAGAGCUCUGAAUGAUUCCUCAGCCCAUGCACAGGUGGAACGUGAUGACUGCAGCCCCCACAAUGUGACGCUGGGUUACUACGUGACCAGCAGCAAAACUGUCUACAUUUCCUCCUUGGUGGUCGAGGCUCUGAAUGUUUAUGGUUUUGACAAGCUGCUGUCGGACAUCAGACAGCACACUCCGUUGGUUAAGGCAGUUCUGGUUCCCGUGGAAAAAUGGCUGCCUGCUCCAAGCAUUCACCUGCAGCUAAAAACAGUGUUGAGGUUCGUCGGCCCAACAGAUAACAUCUACUCCUGCAGUUUUGUCCAGAUGUUAAAAGAGAGGCUGGAAAACGCCUUUGACGAGGCUCAGGACAAAGUGCUGGAGACCUACAACAGGCUCACCGUUGAGAUCCAGGGUGUGUCCCAGGAGCUGGGCGCUCCUUCCGUUUCUCUGGUAUAUGUGGUGAAGAACCAGGAUGCAAUUCUUAACGGGACGAUCUCCAGUGGCCUCCUCAACCAGCUGACCGCAGAGCUGGUGGGAUACUUUCUGUUCUACCCGCCACUGGUCAUUGCCGAGCCUCUUGAAUACCAUAAUCUCAACACGUCGAUGGCGACCAAGAACUAUUGGGUGAUAACAGUGAUCCAGGAUGUGGACAGCUCCUCCCUGGAGGCCAACUACCAGAGCUUUGCCAGCCUGAUGGAACAGCGGCUGGCUGAGCUCUUCCUGGUGGCAGGAAGGCAGGGGUCUCGGGCAGCACGAUCUCGCCGGGCCACCACUGUUGGGGCCUACACUGUGCAGAUGGUGAGCAUGCGGCGACUGCCUGGUCCAAAGAACCCAGCAGAAAUGACAUACUACGUCCAGCUGAAUGGAGAACCCAUCACUGGAACCAGUGCUGCCAAGACCCUCAGCAGCCUGGACUCCCAGACCAUGGCUCUGACACUGGGGUACUUUGUACAAGUGCAGGCUGAACCUGUAGUAAAGACUCCGCCCAGCAACCUGUGGAUCAUGGCAGUUCUGACGCCUCUCUUCCUGUUGAUGGUGGUGAUUGGCAUGGUGGCCUUCAUUCUUUGUCAGAGGAACAGGGUCAUCUUCAAAACUGGAGCCUUCAGGACCUUCAAAACCCGCUCCAAGACCUCAUAUCGAAGGGAGGGCAGUUACCACCACCAGCCUGUUCAGGGCUUUGACUACGCUAAGAAGCACAUGGGUCGAACAGGUGAUGAGGCCAUCUCGGUUACCAAAGAGACACUGGUGCUGGGGCUGCCUGUACGAGACGCUCCCCUGUCCCUCUCACUGGAUAAGAAGGUCCACCAGGAUGGGACCGCUAACAAGAGGCCCCCAUCUGCUGACAUACACAAAGGAGGGCGGUUGCCAAGCGAGGAAGACGGCUCGAUGUCGAGUAAUGGCUCCGGGAAGCUGAACACUAGCAAGAGCUCCUCCGCCCGAAGGACGACGACCGGCAGCAGCAGCAAGAACGGCAAGGAAGAGCUGCACAAGAGGAGCACCAACGACCCAUAUGAAGACCAUUCAGGCUCUCUGCGUCUCAUCACCAUCAAACCCAUGACGGCCCAGCCAACCUACUCUUAUCCCUCCUCUUCAUCGCACAGCCAAGACUCUGUGGUCCUCAACGGGGAGGCAAACCACGGUGGGUUGAAGCAGAAGUCAGACAUUGAGCACUACAGGAACAAACUGCGUCAGAAGGCCCGCAGGAAGGGGUACGGAGAAUUCUCUCUCUCUGAGAGCGGCAGCCAUGGUUACAGUCACCGUGACACCAGGCACAGUCGGCAUGACAAUGGGGUCAAGGAGCCGAUGACCGCUGAGGAGAAGAGGGCCUCAUUCGCAGGAUGUCACAAGAGGUACUCCCACCCAAGGGAGCCCACCUACUGGAGUCGGCAGUCCCUGAGUAGCCCGAGCCCAGUAGAGACAGAGAUGGACCUGCUGGUGCUGAGAGAAAGAUCCAGGAGGGGCAUUCGAAACAACGGCUACGAUGGUGAACCAGAACCAUUUGAGGAGACCAACGUGGACCGUCUGAUGAGCUCUCUGGGUUAUGGAGGUGGAUCUACUGGCACCGGAAACGGCAGCUUGGGGGUGAAAGCUCACCGUGGCUCUGACUCCUCCACACUUAGCUCUCAGCCAUCCAUUGACGAGGUCCGCACGCAGAUGCAUAUGUUGCUAGGCAACGCUUUCAGCCUGGCACCUCCGGACCAUGACCCCCCUUCUCCUCCAACCAACCACCACCAUCACCACCAUCAUGUCCACAGAGCCUACAACCCGUCCCACACCAGCCAUUACAGUGACGGGGUGACCAGCGCCCCGGGGACCAUGAACCACCCCUGCGGAGGCAGACAGAGGAGCACAGGCUACGAGGACAUGCACCAGUGUAGCCUGCCUAAACCGGGUUUCCGCUUCACCCAGCUUCCUGAUAUGGGCAUCGGGUCUCCCCCGCCUCUGAUCCCCUCAAGACCAGGACCACCACCUGGAACGUCACUACGACGUUCCACCCCUGAUGUUAGUCUGAAGCCUCGUGUGUCAGAGGCCUCAGACCUGCAGGCCCAGCAGCACAAUGGUGCCCCAUACCUGCCGCUGUCCAGGACCCCCUUCCCUGCCGUCACUGUCGACCAAUCCAUCACCACCUACUCAGGAAACCCAAUAACAGCAGUCUACGCUAUAUCAGCCAACCGUCCGGGUUACUCAGAUUACUUUGUCAUGUCGCCGCCGUCCUCGUACCGUAGCCCGUCCUGGAUGUCCUACCCACCUGAGCCAGAAGACCUGCCGCGGCAGUGGAACGAUACACCGAACUCGCGUCAUCUUGAAACCAUCUGCUGAAGUCGUCGUCCUGUGACACUGAGUGGAAACAGCCACUAGACGGUGUCUCUUCGGAUGGGCAGAGAAAACUCUGGAGCUUUAGUCCCCUCCUUCACUUGGUCCAGGCCUUCCUCCUGUCUGAUUAAUUCACCUCCAGUGGACCCCCCUUCUGCUCCCACCUUAUCCCCAGCUCCUCCUCUCUUCUCUGGCCUGGCCUGCGUCUAUCCUCUCUCUCUGCGUGCUUCAUCUGCUGCGUUACUCAUCCUCCAGAACUCCUCCGCCCCUUAAGCCCCUUCAUCUGGUCCAAGCUCUGCUUCAGUCUUCUUACCAGCGCAAAUGUUCAGCCAUAAUUCUCUCUCUUCCUGUAUUCUCUCUGCUCCCUGAGCCCCUGGCCUCACUGGCUCUUCAAGACCCUCUUGGUCCCUUGUCACUAUUUCUAUGAAGGCUGCCUCUUCUGUGGUGACCACCACUGUACAGGCCCCCUCAUACUGCUUAAUUGAACUGAGCUGAGCUGAGCUGAGCUGCAUGAAGCUGUACUGUGCUCCCUGCCUAACACAUGUGUGCAGUGUGGAUGAACAGGGUGGGUGCAGUACAGCGUGACCAGAGCGACCUUCCUGUAGUUCUCUGCCCCAGCAAUCAUCAUACACUAACUGCCAUCUGCCCAGCAGACGAUGGCACACAGCGCUGUGUUAUCAGUAUGGUAGUGCCCCAGCCAUGGCCAGUAGUCUCCUCCUCUGAACUGGACUGGACUGAACUGGACCAUCUUGGACUUGUCCCACAGGUCCACCAUGAAGCCAGGAAAGCUGGACUGACUUAAAACUGUGCUUUUUUUGAUGAAUCCAAAUUCCUAUGUAGAUCUUCUACAGCUCGUUAAUAUGUGUAUUUUAAACUUCAGUGAGAAAAGAAAAAUCUAAAGAAAAAAAAUCUCUUGUCUUGAGCUGUCUCAAUUUCAGUUUUUGGAUAUUUGUGUGCUUUUGUCUUUUAUUUCUGUGCAUUGAUUAUUAUUAUCAAUGGAUUACUGUAUUAAAAAAAUGUAGUGAGUGUUUACCUUUCACUCACCUUAUUUCAUGGCAAAAAAAGAAUUAUUACAUUCUUCAAAACUGAGAACUCGGCGGCUUAGUUGUCUGUGGUUAUGAUGGCAUUUCUGUACUUUUAAAAAGAAUUACUUCAUUUACUUUUUUCCUUCAUCAGAUUCAGCAGUGAAAACAAGAAUUAGUCUCUAUGUUCUGUCCAUCAUCUGAUUAUGAAGUUUUUGUCUGCUAACCCUUAGACAGACCUGGGUCAAAUAUAACUUUUUGAAAUCCUACUCACAUGCAGCUCUGUUUUGUAGCUUCGCUGCAGACUUUGUUUGACUCCUCACUAAGUUAAAGACAAAAUCAUUUACUAUAUGAUGACUUGGAUUUGAACUUAUUUGUGUUUUGACUCGGGUCUGUUACAAUUAUGUGAACACACCAGUAUUCGUAGAAAAACAGUUCUUUUAAUUGAAAGGUGUCUACUGUAUUCUACUGUGUAAGGAAAUUUAACUUUUGGUUCUUUUGGUCUUGACGAAGAGGGAUGAAUAUGUGGUCACUGGACUGUGGUGUAGUACUGUUCAAGAGACUUGCUGGGCUCAGUUGAGCCGCAUAUGUAACGAUUAAACCUAUUAUUGUAUAUAGCAGAUGAUUUAAUGAAGAGAUUUAUGCAAGUACUGUGGGAGGGAUACUUGGCUUGACAUUGUUGUGAUGCCAUUGUUUUUUUUUUUUAGUUUCACUGCAUUUAUAAUGAAGGAUGGUCAGACUGUUCCUGAAACUCCUAGACUUUCUUCAGGAUGCACACAUUCCUGUAUCAUCUAGAUCAUCGUUUACAUAGUGUUAUUAAGACAGAAGAGAAAAUAACAUUUUAUAAAAGAAUUGGAUGGACUGGCUUGCAGUAGAAGGACACUUGUUGAGCAGAUCUUACCCUGCCUUUACAGUAUUCUUUAUGUUUGAACAAAGCUAACAUAGCCAUAAUAGUCAAAAUAAUGCAACUUUUUAGUAUAAACAAUGUCACAGUCUAAAUUCUAUUUACCCUCAUUUUUUCUGAGGAGAACUGGGAAUCUGUGAGCACACUGUAUGUAAAACUCCUCAUCAUUUAGAUGGUCCUAUAGGAGAUUAUAGCCAUAUAUUAACUUCACCAAGUGGACAUAAAACAGCUACGAUAUAUACAGUGUUAUGUGAAAAGUGGUAAAUGAUACCAAAUGAGUGUAUAUUAGAUGAGGCAGGGAAUAGUAGAGAUAGUAGAGAUAGAAAUGUAAAGAUAAGAUAGUAAGUUAUAGUUUAAUGUGAAAUGAGCACUUUCAUGAAGAGCCCAAACGCUGACAGAAAAGAGCAGAAUCAAUGCAAUGACGCUAUUGUAUAGUAUGAAAUAUUCAGAUUGUAUAAAUCUAGAAAACUUAAUAGAAAUCCUUUUAACCUGGUCUGAAACCGUAAAUGCUUAAUUGCAGUUUAAAAAAAUAGGUUUGAAAAAGACAAAGCUGAAGCUAGAACUGUCCACCGACAAAAUGUCCAUAUUUCAUGUUCACAAUAUGAGAGACAAUACACAAAAAAGACUCUGAUAUUUAUUCAGAGUCAAAAUCAUCUAAAUUUGACUGUUUUAAGCCAAAACCAUUAAUAGAACAGCUUUGAAACCAUAUUUAGACAGUGAUGGAGGAUAAUGUAUUUUGGGGUUGCAUGAGGGGACUUUGUAUUUAACCUUAGCAUUUCUAAAAUCCUGACUACGACCCUGCCUCUACAUUCAUGACUUCAAAUUGAAAUAAUUUAAAUUCCAAAGGUACAAAUCUACAUAUAUUUCAAAUACAAAUACCACAUGUAAUGUCACAAUUUGUCAAAAGAAACCUGUAUGUUGUCUUUAUUCAGGUCAGAUGUUGUAUUCAGUUUCACUCCUGUCACAGUGCAGCCCUGCGCAUGAAUAAUAUUAGCUGUGGAAAUUUAGGAAAAAGAAAGCAAAGGCAUGAGGUGACAGUAGAGGAGCAUUAUGAGCGCACACGGUGCUAUUGGUGUUUGAAUCAUCAUUAUUAUCACUACAGACCUGCAGGAACUGUCAUAUUUUUAAUCAUACUGCAUAAAUCUGUGAUGGGUUGAAGAGAAGACACCUCCACUCAUGUUUCUGAUUUUAUUUGACUCCAUGUUAAAAAGAGGGGUGGGUGGGCUUUGGUUUUUAAGCAGUAAUUUUAAGGACACUUGAUGCUAUGCUAUAAGUUGAUGUGCAAUGUUUGUGCUUUACACGGGUAGCGGCGAGAUGCUUUUAUUGACGAUGGACUCUGGGAUGGACUUGACUGUCAGUAGUUUUUUUUUUUCUGCCGUUUGAGCCAUGUCAUGAUGCUGUGACAUCAUGGUGGCACUGAUGAUGUCACACCGAUCGUCACCCUGAUGUUGAUGAGGUUACAGUGACGACAAUAAUGAAUGCUGUUGGAUGUAGUUAUGCAGAAAACAUUUUGGUGAAUUUAAACAAUAAAGA